ACUGCAACAUUAAGAUCGAUCUACUGUAAUCUACAGCAUCCCGAGAUCGCAGUCACAGAUUCGCUCCAUUCUUUACCCUAUAUUUCCUCCUGACAACAACCCCUUCUCAGCAGCAACCAUGGCUUCCCGAAGCGGAUCUGAAGAGAAGAAGCCCCGUCGUCAGCAAACCCAGACGUACGAGUCCGAAGGCGAAGAGUCGGAGGACUACCAGCCCCGUCAGAAGAGGCGCGGCCAGCGCCAACAGAGAGGCGCCCAGGGCCCGCUUGACAACCUCGCGCUCGGCAAUGUUCAGAACACAGCAGGCGGCCUCGUCAACACGGCGACCGGUGCGCUGGGCAACGUGGCGGGCAACGCCGUUGAUAACCAACAAAAAGGUGGCGGCAAGAGCGAUACCCUCAGGCUUAGGUUGGAUCUCAACCUCGAUGUCGAGAUCACCCUCAAGGCGAAGAUCCAUGGUGAUCUGGAGCUUGCUCUCUUAGAAACCUGAGCAAUAUUCUCAGCUCUCUGGAUCAACUGAUUAAGCCCGCUUUGUGAGUCCCAAAGGGCUCGCUGUAUCCCUCGACGUCGCCAAACCGGUCUAGGAGGCGGCCUACUUGCAUGUUUCCUUUCCCAACGU
Molecule: messenger RNA, 616 nt
Organism: Chaetomium strumarium
Lineage: Eukaryota; Fungi; Ascomycota; Sordariomycetes; Sordariales; Chaetomiaceae
Exons: 3
Coding region: 119-487 (122 amino acids)
Source: RefSeq, a predicted model, not a curated record